Molecule: messenger RNA, 1572 nt
Organism: Populus euphratica (Euphrates poplar)
Lineage: Eukaryota; Viridiplantae; Streptophyta; Magnoliopsida; Malpighiales; Salicaceae
Product: serine/threonine-protein kinase UCNL-like
Exons: 1
Coding region: 57-1385 (442 amino acids)
Biological process (GO): protein phosphorylation
Molecular function (GO): ATP binding; protein kinase activity
Source: RefSeq, a predicted model, not a curated record
AAACCCAAAUUUUAGCUGUCCAUUGCACCCUCAGAAUCCUCUCUCCCUCUCUAAACAUGGAGCCAUCACUAUCUCCACCACCUCUAUCGUCAUCACAAAAACCACCGCUUCUUCCUCCACCACCACCGCCGGAAGACCAACAACACCAAAAAGACUUAGUCUUUGACAGCAUUAGAGCCAUCAAAGUCCUAGGCAAAGGAGCCAUGGGGACAGUUUUUCUUGUCCAUAAUCAAGAAACCGACCCAAUAGCCAAGAACCCCUUUGCCCUCAAAGUAGUGGAAAAAUCCACACUCCACACCAAGUUUGACGCCGAGCGCCGUGCACUGUGGGAGAUCCAAGUUCUGAACCAAUUAUCCACCCCAAAAACAGCCCACCCAUUUCUCCCUCACCUCAUUUCCUCCGUUGAAACUCAAGAAUUCCUUGCAUGGGCUGUCCCCUUUUGUCCUGGUGGUGACCUUAAUGUCCUCCGCCACCGCCAAAACGACCACGUUUUCUCCCCUGCUGUAAUCCGCUUUUAUUUAGCUGAAAUUGUCUGUGCCCUUGAUCACCUCCACGAAAUGGGCAUUGUUUUCCGGGACUUAAAGCCUGAAAACAUCCUGAUACAACAUUCUGGUCAUGUGACUCUGACAGACUUUGAUCUUUCUCGUACGUUAACGAAGAAAACGGUAAGAAAUCUUAUCAGUAACGCCGCCGCGACCAGCUGUCAUUUAAUCACCGGCAACAGAAUUGAACAACCUCAAAAGAAGUUGCAACAACAACAUAGGAGGCACUUGACGAGGUGGUGGUUUGUUAAUGAUAAUCAACCAAAGAAGAACGGGUUAAAGAAGGCAAAAUCGGCACGAGUUAGUCCAGUGAGUCGGAGAAAACUGAGUUUCAACAACGGAGAACGAUCCAAUUCUUUCGUGGGCACAGAGGAAUAUGUCUCGCCGGAGGUUGUAAGAGGGGACGGACACGAGUUCGCCGUUGAUUGGUGGGCUCUUGGGAUUUUGAGCUACGAGAUGUUGUACGGGAAGACGCCGUUCAAGGGGAAGAACCGAAAGGAAACGUUUCGAAACGUUUUGUUGAAGAGGCCGGAGUUUGUGGGGAACCGAAACGAUUUAACGGACUUGAUUGAACGGCUGUUAGAGAAGGACCCCACACAGAGGUUGGGGUAUCAACGUGGCGCUUGUGAGAUUAAAGAGCAUGGGUUUUUUAAAGGUGUUAGGUGGGACCUAUUAACAGAAGUAUUAAGACCGCCGUUUAUUCCGUCAAGAGAGGACGGGGAGUUGACGGUAACGACAGGGGGGGUUGAUAUAAGGAAGUAUUUUGAAGAUUUAAGGGCGCCACGUCCGUCAAUGCCUCCGUCACCAUCUUCGGAUUGUCAUAGGAAGGUGUCCGAGUUCUAACCCGCACGUGUGGCAGGUGGCACGUGAAAAAAAGUUAGCUUAGUUAAAUUUUUUGUUCUUUUUAAUUUCUGUAUUUGUGUACAUAAAAUAAAUGGGUUAGAACUUGAAAGACACUAGUCUUAGUGAAGAAGAGGAGGAGGAAGAAGAUUACUUGGUACAAGCUAUAAAUAACAAUUUUAUACAUUUA